UUAAAGCCUCGAGGCAGACGAACAUGGUUCCUAUCCUAGCUCUGAGUGACACUGGGCCUCUGGGCCUCUACAAAACGGAAAUAAGACUGAGUCUGUGACAUUGCUGGGACAAAGACUACGCAGAGCAUGGAUGCCAAGCCUGGCCCAUCCAUAGCCUCAGAGGCUUGAGGGAGGUUCCUCAUUGCUAUUUGUAUCCCGUUUGUUUCCUAUCAGUCCGUCCAGGGGUCAGCUCCAUCCCUCACCUUCACAGCUCCUCUGCCUCUAUGCCUGGUAUUUAUUUUAGAGGGACCUUAGUCCACGGAAGCUGUGUGUUGGUUUCACGCACGCACGCACGCACGCACGCACGCACGCACGCACGCACGCACGGCGGAGGGGGUCAGGGCUAUCUAGAGGUGUGUUUAGGAAAGCCUGGGCUCCUGACCCUGUGGCCUUUCUCUUAGUCCCGGCUGAAGGACGUUCUUAGGUUUCUCUGUUGAGGAAACAACUAGGCCUUAUGGACAGGAAAGAAAACACCCUGUCCAAACAGAAGCAUCCUGAGGAAUCGGCUGCCUGUGGGACAGAUGUCAGGAGCCCUGCAAGAGAAGUACCCCAUCCUAUCCUUGCUCACCCCCACCCCAGGACCUCCUAGGGGCAGGUCUAUGUGUGUGGCUAGCCCUCUCUGUGUGCCGGACCCCCAGCAGAAGGUUGUCACCCCCUCAGUCCUCUACAGGAAGCAGGCACACAUUAAGUACUCCUCUUGAACCCUGUGGGGCAGUCACAGCCCACCCGCAGAGCGCUGAAGGAGGUUUUUUUUUUUUUUUUUUUUUUUUUUAGAAGCCUGGGCAUUUUAAUGGGACCUCCUACUUCUACAAACACUUCUCUGCCGCCUCCCUUUGAACUCCUCCCCCCACCCCAUCUGAGUCUCCAGGUUUGGGGUCUGCACUCCAGCUCUAACAAUUGUUACUCCCUGGGGGCCAGGCCUUGGGGGAGGGAAAGGGACUGUGUACCUUUAAGGGGUUGGUCUGCCGGGAGCGCGAGGUUUGUUGGAAGCAGCUUUUUUUCGGGCCACUCAAGAUCCCAGAUUCUUCUGCUACUUCAGACCUGGACAGCCUGUGGCUUCAGCGUGUCGCAGUGGGGUCCCAAGCAUUUGAGUCGUCGAAGAGCCUCCUGGGGACGGUCCACGUGGCUUGGGUUGGCUGCGUUCCGGGGCUCUGUGCAUUUGCCCUUGGGCCCAGCCCCGUCCAAGACACCUUGGCACUGCCACCACCCUGGCCAGGAUGGGCCUGCUGUUCCUUGUCUUGCUGUUGACACUUUCCUGCGUCUUGGGACUGCCAUUCCACAACGGCUUCUACUAUUCCAGUGGCCUACAUAGCAGGACCCUGGGCAAUGGCUACUGGGAAGGCCUGUUCAACGGAGUGAAGUUGGUGGUGGAGACGACUGAGGAGUCUCUGUUCAGUCACCGAGGCGCCAGUGUGACCCUGCCCUGCCGCUACCACUAUGAGCCAGCCCUGGCGUCCCCGAGACACGUCGUGCGCGUGAAGUGGUGGAAGCUGUCCGAGAAUGGAUCCCCGGAGCGGGAUGUGCUAGUGGCCAUCGGCCAGAGGCACCGCUCCUUCGGGGACUACCAAGGGCGAGCACACCUGCGGCAGCACAGACCGCAAGAGGUGUCGCUGGAGCUCAGGGACCUGCGGCUGGAGGACUCUGGGCGCUACCGCUGCGAGGUCAUUGACGGGCUGGAGGACGAGAGUGGCCUGGUAGAGCUGGAGCUUCGGGGCGUGGUUUUUCCAUACCAGCCCCGCGAAGGGCGCUACCAGCUCAGCUUCCACGAGGCCCAACAGGCCUGCCGGGAGCAGGACGCGGUGGUGGCAUCCUUUGAGCAGCUCUUCCGUGCCUGGGAGGAAGGCCUGGACUGGUGCAACGCAGGCUGGCUGCAGGACGCCUCUGUGCAGUACCCUAUGACGCUGCCCCGGCAGCCCUGCGGAGGCCCCGGCCUGGCGCCUGGGGUUCGCAGCUACGGCCAGCGCCACCACCGCCUGCACCGCUAUGACGUGUUCUGCUUCGCGGCUGCCCUCAAGGGGUGGGUGUACUACCUGGAGCACCCGGAGAAGCUGACGCUGCUCGAAGCCAGGGAGGCCUGCCUGGAAGAUGGCGCACAGAUCUCUACGGUGGGCCAGCUCUUUGCUGCUUGGAAGUUCCGCGGCCUGGACCGCUGUGAUGCUGGCUGGCUGGCAGACGGAAGUGCCCGCUACCCCAUCGUGCACCCCCGUCCCAACUGCGGACCCUCCGAGCCUGGAGUACGGACAUUCGGGUUCCCAGACCCACGCACGCGCUAUGGCGUCUACUGUUACCGCCCGCGCUAGCAGGGUGGCUGGCUGUGCAUCCUCCUGUCCCCCGACUUCCUGGGUCAACUUCCCGACCCAAGGGUCCACCUUGACCCUUGUGGAUUGGGGCGUUGCGUGUGUUGUUUUUAUACGUCCCAACUUAAACAUUUAAAAAAGGUAUUAUUAUUUCUUACAGACCCAACUCUCAGUUCUCUUGGCAUCCCUCUCUGGGGCGUUUGAGGUCCAUUGGGUUUUAAAAGGCUCUGCCGUGUUCUGGUACCGCUGGCAUCCCUGAGGAAACCGGUGCCGAGCCUGAGCAGUGGCUGCAGCUCUCUCCUCUCCUUGGCUUAGAGGAGGCAGAAGGAUGAGUGUUGACUCUUUUUAAAUUUCUGCACAGAGUCCUUAGACUUUUGGAUGAGGGCUUAAGGAAGGGAGAACCUUCCCGAAUCCACCUUCCCGCAUCAUCUCCUGGUUCCUGAGUCGAGUAUCCUUCCCAUGUUCCCUGCUUGGGAGUGACCCUCUGGGUGUGUGUACCUUCUUUGGCCAAUAAAUGGUGCUAUGAUUCCCUUCUUUCCCUUCCA
Peromyscus maniculatus bairdii (prairie deer mouse) is the source of this 2881-nucleotide messenger RNA. RefSeq names its product hyaluronan and proteoglycan link protein 3 (gene Hapln3). The record is from RefSeq and is a predicted model, not a curated record. NCBI's taxonomy places the organism in Eukaryota, Metazoa, Chordata, Mammalia, Rodentia, Cricetidae. Gene Ontology annotation, cellular component: synapse; perineuronal net. Gene Ontology annotation, molecular function: hyaluronic acid binding. Gene Ontology annotation, biological process: skeletal system development; cell adhesion; glial cell differentiation.